This is a messenger RNA of Scatophagus argus, 7211 nucleotides long. It is a transcript of the gene macf1b, whose product is annotated as microtubule actin crosslinking factor 1b. Gene Ontology annotation, biological process: cytoplasmic microtubule organization; hemidesmosome assembly; wound healing. The transcript has 34 exons. Gene Ontology annotation, cellular component: hemidesmosome; cytoplasm; membrane. Gene Ontology annotation, molecular function: calcium ion binding; structural molecule activity; microtubule binding. The coding region runs from base 1304 to 7174 and encodes 1956 amino acids. The record is from RefSeq and is a predicted model, not a curated record. NCBI's taxonomy places the organism in Eukaryota, Metazoa, Chordata, Actinopteri, Scatophagidae.
AUUUAUUUUAUAUUUGGGAGACUCAAAAAAAUCAAAAAGAUUUGAUUCUGUGGCAAACAUAAGAGAGCUGCUUAUUCAACACAAAGUUGUCUGCCUACAGUAUGACUGUAACAUGUAACUGCACCCAUACAAUAUUAUAAAACCACGUCUUCUGUAGUUUUGUAGUUUCAGUAGCUUCUGGAGCCAACAUCCCAAUUUCCACUUUGAUGACCCAUAUCACAGAUCUUUAGUCACCAAGUAUUACCUGAGGUGAACUGUGUAAUUCUGAAUGGAUCGGCCCCCCAGAGGGAGAGCACAGCCUCGAGAGCAACCCUCCCUGUGAUCUCCUGAUGGCUUUACCUCAGCUCCACUAGACCAACAUAAUUAUGUUCACCUUUAACCUUAGUGUCAAAACAAUGAAGUCAUUGAGCUGAGGUAGCAGCACACAUCCUGACACAGUUUGAAAUUGUCACUGCCAAUGAAAAUCUUUCCACUAGUUCACUCUUAAAUUAUAAACUGUAGUAGUAAGAGAACAAUUAGGUAUCCUCUAUGUUCCCCUUGCUGAUUAUUUAAAAAAAAAUACUUAUUUAAUUAAUUAUUUAUUUUCCAUAAAGAUACCAACCAAUGAAGGUAUGCUGUUGAUUGCAGUGCUUAUUUCUAGCUAUCCCGAACUGCCUCUGUGCCGCCGUAUGUUCCUACCCCAUGUCACCCCAGAGAAAUUAGGUGAUGUCUGUGUUUUUAUGGCUGUCAUUUUUGAUCAGAUUCCUAAUGGGUUUCCCAGGACUGGUCCAAGGCUGAGUUAGAAACAGAGCUGGCUGUUUGCCACUACUCCUCCGUGCCAGGCUCAACAGUUGGAUCCCCGACAAGCCUGUCACAUUGAUUUCUAAGCCCAGAAUAUUUCAGUUGGUGAUGUGAGAUAGAUGGUGAGCAUGUGGUUAUGUGCUCUAAAAGAAGACAAAGGGACAGGGAAUAUACAGGCCAAGUAUCUCUGCUGUAGUUCUUUGUGGUUUUCAGUACCAAGAAUAGGGCAAUUUUGGCACAGAAAUUUUGCAAAUAAAGAAUGUGUUAAACUGGUUAAAUUUUGUCUCAUGGUAGUUUUCUGAAGAUGUAAGCUGUGGCAAGCAGCUACUUCAAAGGAGGGAAACUAUGCUUUUGAAGAAAAAAACAGUGGUAUAUUUUUAGUUUUUCCGAGUAAGCACUUGUUCACUGCACGAUGACCCAGAGCUCCCCUUGUCUUAUUUUAGGUAGCUGAGGGACCUUCCGCAUGCAUGGCCGAUGGGCCUUGGCUCACCUUUUACCUCACUAGCCCCUGGGCUGAAGGAUUAUGGGUAACCUCAUCAGCCGGCCCAGCUGCCUGGGCCAGAAGUCCAAGCAUGUUCGGUCAGAUGAGGACUUCCUAAAGGAGUGCUACCAGCGACGAAGAGAGUGGCAACCCCCAGAGCAACAUGGAGAGGCCAAACCAGAUGUGGCUGUCAAAGACAAAGAAAGCGAGUAUGAAAAAAAGGAAAGAGAGAUGGAGAAUGACACCGAGGCUCAGGAAACUGAUCAAAAGAGAGAGGAAGGGACUCAUACCCCCAUUUCAGACAAACUUCUCCACAGCUCUCCUGCCUCCACAAUCAGGAGCACCAGUACUCUAGAUAAUGCCUGGCACAGCAGCCCGUCUCCAAUAAAAACAUCUAGGAAUGGAACACUAACAAGGAGGACAGUGCCUCCAGACUUUGCUAGAUCCCCCUUGGCUCACCCAGACAAGAGUGCUGCUGACAGGAGGGCCAGCUUCCAAAGGAGAGACUCCAGAGAAGGGAGCCCUUGGUCCUGGAAGACCCUGACAUCACGAGAGGUUACAGAGGUGACAGAGGUGACAGAGACAAUCGUAACUGAAAUUGUGGAAGUGACAGAGUAUCCAUCUGGCCAAAAGGGAGGAGACCCCAUAGUGACCAGAACUGUUAGAGUCCUGAAUGGUGCUGCAGAGGAACUCGCUGAGCUCCAAAGUGAUGGACACUCAAGCUCGGACCAGGAUUCCAGUCUGGAUAGAUGGAGGGGAACAAGAUCUGCCUUGGCACUCAAGGAUGUGUCAACAGAUUCUGAGACAUUUCUCCAGAACCUAGAAGCUUUGCUCACAUGGGUCUGUGAGAUAGAAGAGCUCACGGCCAAUCAGAAACCCCCAUCUUCAGAGGUCAAAGUAGUGAAAGCACAGCUCCAGGAACAAAAGCUCUUGCAGCGCCUAUUAACAGACCGAAGGCGUAGUAUGGACUCUAUGAUGCUGGAGGGACCUCGGUUGGUGGAGGCCCACCCAGGACAGGAGGGGGAGCAGGCAAAGGUCAAGCUCUCCACUCUCAAACAGAAGUGGGAGGUCUUACAGCUAGAGGCAGAGGAACGGAGAGCGAGUCUGGAGCUUAUUCUGCCCAGGGCCCAGCUCUUCCAGGAAGGAGUAGACAGCUUACAGCAAUGGUUCAUAUCUUCGGAGCAGACCCUAGCUGAACUACGCAAUGCAGAGAGAGUAAUGCUCCAUCUCUCGGAGGCCACAGAUCGGGCCAAGGCUGUUGUCAAAGAGAUUCAAGUCAAAACUGCUGACCUUGGGAGAAUACAAAAGUCAGGACAUGAUGUGAUGGAAGCAAUAUCAGAGGAGGAAGCCCAGCAGGUACAGGAGAAGAUGGAUGCUCUGCGUAUCCGUUGCUCUGUGCUGAGUCUAAGCAGUCUGGAUGUACUGCAGAGGCUGGAGCAGGCCCUGGAGGCCUCCAGUCGCUGUACCUCUAGUCAGGAGGACCUCCACCUGUGGCUGGGCCGCAUCGAGAGGGAGCUCCUGGGGGCAGCAGGGGCACAAACACAUGCUGGCGAUGCAGUACUAUGUGCAGCUGAGAGGCAGAGGCUGGAACAGGCAGUGGUUAAGGAGAUGGCUUGGUUCAGAGACACAGCACUGAGUCUCGAAAAGCUGAAAACUAUUAAUCUGGAUCCAGAGCUCAUAGCAGAACAACUCUAUGAGCAGAAGAUUUUGGCCGUGGAGAUUCUCCAACACAGGUUCAAUAUUGAGAAGAUGGUGAAGAUUGCUGAAAUCUUGCUGACAUACAGUGAUGAAGGAGAAACAGGCGAUUUGCGGACUCCAUUAGAAGCUUUGGAGGAACAAUGCAACACCACCUCAGCCACCAAUUCCCAUGUGGUCCUGCAGCUUGAGCAUGCUCAGUCACUUCUUCUCCAGUUCUCUGAGGGACUUACAGAGGUUUCACCCUGGCUUGAAGAAACUCAAACCCUAAUUGGCCAGCUCUCCCUUAGCACAAUUAGCUAUGAGGCAUUUCGGGAACAACAGGACCUCUUACAGGGUCUGAGGGAGUCUAUAGCAGAACACCGACCCUUGAUUGCACGCUUAUGCUCUCUGGCAAAACGCUUGUCAGAACUAAACCCUGUUCAAGGGAACGAGUUCUGUCGAAAGGCUAGAGAGGCUGAAGGGCAGCAUGGAGCCAUCAGAGACCGAGUCAAACAGACUGCUAAUCUACUUGAAGAGUCUUUGCCUCGAUUCACACAGCUGAAUGAGAGGAUGACCGUUAUCAGAGAGAGUCUUGACCACCUGCGCAGUCGCAUACAGACUCCCAGUUCUCUGCAAGGCCUCACCCCAAGGAUCCAGGAGCAGCUGCAGGACAACAAGCACAUGCUGGCUGAGCUGUCCAAGCUGGAGCUGGGUCUUGGUAGUGUCAAGACACAGGCAAAUGAGCUGCUGGCUAACACCCAGGCAGCUGGUGAUGGAUCUGUUGGUGCAGCAAUCCAGGAACAAGUGUCCAGCCUGUCCCAGAUGUGGGAUGAGACACAUACUCAGGCCCUGGAGAGGGAAAGUUGGCUGCUCAAAGUCUUGGAUCUGGCCCUGAAGUUUUGGAGUGAUGUCGGUGAUGUCACCACUGCUCUCACUGAUGCUCAGCAGGCAGUGUUAGAUCUUAAUGCUAGUCGGACAGACUCCGAAACAAUCCGCCAGAGCCUGGAAACCAUGCAGACUCUCAGGGAGGAUAUUGACAGUUUACAGGGAGAUCUGGACACACUAGGCGUUUUGGGAAUGGAUCUGAUGUCAGCAUGUGGGGAUACAGACAAACCAGAUGUCACAAAGAGUCUCGAUGAACUCUAUUGUACAUGGAACAACUUGAGCAAACUGUGGAAUGAAUGUCACAAAAAGCUGGAGGACUCCUUACAGAUGGCAUUACAUUAUCAAGACACAAUGCAGGGUCUUUUUGAGUGGUUGAAGUCAGCUGAACUGAGGUCUACUGAAGAGUUUGUGGUAGGAACCGACCUGGAAUCAGUCAAAGAGCAGCUAUGUGACCUCAAGGAAUUUAAGCGAGAGCUGUAUCAGAAGAAAAUAGAGAUAGAAAGCCUGAACCAUCGCUUUGUGUGCCGCCUGUCUCCAGGGUCAGAGCGACCAGGCUCUGUCUCACCGCUUUGUGACUUCAGACAGCGCUGGGACGGCUUGGAGUCAGAGACUGUCGGCAGACAGCAUCAACUGGAGUGUGCUCUGCUGGGUCUGGGUCAGUUCCAAAACACGCUGGAUGAGCUGCACACAUGGCUGUCUCGGACUGCUGAGCAACUGCAGGGCAGCCAGCCUGUCAGUAUUGACCUGCAGACCUGUGAAAUAGAGCUGGCCAAACACAAGGUCUUGCGUAAUGAUGUCAUGUCCCAUGUUCGCACAAUGGAGUCCCUAAACCAGGCAGGCAGAGGGCUGCUGGAGGUUGGGUCCGGAGACAGCCCUCAUGGUCUGCAGUCUCGGCUGGAGCAACUCAAUGACAGCUGGGAGUUUGUCCGCUGUGAGACUGAACGCAGGCAGCUGGAAUUAGAGAACAGACUGAGUCAGGUACAAGAUGUUACAAUGGAAAUUCAGGAUCUUUUGCAGUGGCUGGAGAACACAGACCUGAGAAUGUCCUCCUCUAAAACUAUGUGGGGUGUGCCAGACUCUGCCAGUGAAAGGCUCAAUGCACACUUGGAGUUGUGCAAUGAGAUGGAGUCAAAGCUCCACGCCUACACGGAUGUGAAGAAUGCCAUCUACAGGAUGCUGGAGAGCAGCAAUGUUGUCCGGGGAUCGAGCACCGAACACAGCUUAUCUAUUCUUGAACAGAAAUGGGCAUCUGUUUACAGCAAAAUCCAGGAGAGGAAGGCAAAGCUUACAGAAGGGCUGAGUUUGGCUAAGGAGUUCCACAGUAAUGUCCAGGAUCUUCUCUUUAAGAUGAGCAAGUGUGAAGAGUCUAUUGGGCUUCUUCCUGCUCCCAGUUUUGUUCUGGACACAGUUUGUACUCAACUGCGAGACCAUAGAACACUGAUGAAUGAGGUGAAUGGCCAUGGUGAGAAGAAGACCACAGUGGAGAAUACAGCCCGUAGACUAACAGAGCUGAGCAGGAAAGAAGACUGUGAUGUCAUUCAUAACCUCAUCAUGACGGUUCAGGAUCGCUACAAAAAGCUACAGCAACGUGCUUCAGAAAGAGGCAGGAUGCUGGAGGAGGUCAAGAAGAAUGCCAAACAGUUUAAUGAAUCAUGGUGCCUGUUAGUGGACUGGAUGGCGGAGGUUGAACAGACAUUAGACACACAUAAAGAGAUUGCUGUGUCCCACGAGGAGAUAAAACAACAACUGACUGAACAGAAGGAGUUCCAGAAACUUCUGAGGUCAAAGAGACCAAUGUACGAAGCUACCUCAAAGAAUGGACGCAGCCUUCAUGAAAGAGCUCAAACCAGCAACGAUAGACAGCAUCUUGAAAAUCUACUGGCUGAGCUCAAAGACACUUGGGACACCAUCAAUGGCAAGUCCAUGGAGAGACAACACAAGUUGGAGGAAGCACUGCUGUUCUCAGGUAGAUUCACUGACGCUCUCCAGGCCCUGAAUGACUGGCUGUACAGAGCGGAGCCCCAACUAGCUGAGGAUGUUCCUGUUGGUGGAGACAAAGACAUGGUGCACAACCUGAUAGACAAACACAAGGCAUUCCAAAAGGAGUUAGGAAAGCGAGCUGGAUGCAUUAGGACCCUGAAGCGCUCUGUGAGGGAUCUAACCAGGAGCAGCACAGCUGAUGCUCACUGGCUGCAGGAGCAGAUGGAUGAGCUGGAGGGCCGCUGGGAGGCAGUGUGUAAGCUGUCGGUCAGCAAGCAAGACAGACUGGAGGCUGCACUUCAGCAGGCUGUGAAGUUUGAUGGCCUUGUCCACUCUUUCAUGGAACGCCUCACUGAGGCAGAGAGGAUCCUGAAAUAUGGGGUGAUACCAGAGGAGGAGGAAGGUUUGCUUGCUUUCUGCAAACAACACAAGGAAUCUAUGGGUGCCCUGCAGGCCCAGGCAGUGGAGUUACAGAACAUCCACUGUCUGGGUGAGGAGAUCCUGUCCUUCUGUCACCCAGAUUCCAUUAUCACCCUAAAAUCUUGGAUCAGUGUCACCAAGACCCGCUAUGAGGAGGUUCAGACCUGGGCUCAGCAGCAGGGUCAGAAGAUUGAGGCCAGUUUGGCAGCAAUGGAGGCAGAGAGGGAGGAAGUCCAGAGGCUGCUGGACUGGAUCUCCUCGGCAGAAGAAGCCCUCAGCCUUAGAGACCAAGAGCCUCUGCCUGAGAGCACAGAGCAGAAUCAAGAACUGAUCGAGCAGCACACAGUAUUCAUGGAGGAGUUAAAUAAGAAGUUUCCAGAGGUUGAGCAUGCCACAAGAUCCUGCAAGCACAAGAGUGUCUCUAAACAGCAAGUUUCCCCCAGCAAGCGGCCACUUGCAAAGAGGAGGAGCAAUCUGAAAAUGCAGCCUACUGUACCGGUUCCCCUGGAGCACCUUGACCCCCACACCCCAGAGCUCAGUCAGCUGGUCAGUCAGUGGCAGAAACUUUGGCUCCUGGCUGUGGCGAGGCAAAAACAUCUGGAACAACACCAGCAAGCACUCAAAGAGAUGGAGGAAUUUGCAAACUUUGACUUCAAUAUUUGGCGAAAGCGUUACAUACAGUGGAUUAGCCAUUUGAAGUCACGGAUCCUGGAUGUGUUCCGCAGCAUCGACCGGGACCAGGAUGGACGCAUCAGCCAGAAGGAGUUUGUUGAUUAUGUCCUUGCCUCCAAAUUUCCUACCAAUUCGUUGGAGAUGAACGCAGUAGCAAACAUCUUUGACAUGAACAGCGAUGGCUUCAUUGACUACUAUGAAUUUGUUAGUGCACUUCACCCCAGCAGAGACCCCUACAGGAAAACACUAGACGCAGAUCAAAUCAACGAAGAGGUAUGAACAGUGUCUGCAUAAGAAAACACACAAAUGUGGUGAG